This is a messenger RNA of Mastomys coucha (southern multimammate mouse), 740 nucleotides long. RefSeq names its product ATP synthase subunit gamma, mitochondrial-like. The record is from RefSeq and is a predicted model, not a curated record. Gene Ontology annotation, biological process: proton motive force-driven ATP synthesis. Lineage: Eukaryota; Metazoa; Chordata; Mammalia; Rodentia; Muridae. The transcript is spliced from 7 exons. The annotation marks the transcript as partial. Gene Ontology annotation, molecular function: proton-transporting ATP synthase activity, rotational mechanism.
GCAGUGAGCCCCGUCUGCCCGACCUUCAAGGUUCCACCAUGUUCUCGCGGGCGAGUGUUGUCGGGCUGUCGGCCUGCGCCCUGCAGCCGCAAUGGAUCCAAGUUCGAAACAUGGCCACUCUGAAAGAUAUUACCAGGAGACUGAAGUCCAUCAAAAACAUCCAGAAAAUUACCAAGUCUAUGAAGAUGGUGGCAGCUGCAAAGUAUGCCCGGGCUGAGCGGGAGCUGAAGCCAGCUCGAGUGUAUGGAACAGGUUCCUUGGCUCUGUAUGAGAAGGCUGAUAUUAAGGGACCCGAGGACAAGAAGAAGCACCUCAUUAUUGGUGUGUCCUCAGAUAGAGGGCUUUGUGGUGCUAUUCAUUCCUCAGUGGCUAAACAGAUGAAGAAUGAAGUGGCUGCCCUCACAGCAGCUGGGAAAGAAGUUAUGAUUGUAGGAGUUGGUGAAAAAAUCAAGGGCAUACUUUAUAGGACUCACUCUGAUCAGUUUUUGGUGUCAUUCAAAGAUGUGGGACGGAAGCCUCCUACUUUUGGAGAUGCAUCAGUCAUUGCCCUUGAGUUAUUAAAUUCUGGAUAUGAAUUUGAUGAAGGCUCUAUCAUUUUUAAUCAGUUCAAGUCUGUUAUCUCCUAUAAGACAGAAGAGAAGCCCAUCUUCUCUCUCAAUACCAUUGCAAGUGCUGAGAGCAUGAGCAUUUAUGAUGAUAUUGAUGCUGAUGUGCUGCAGAAUUACCAGGAAUACAAUCUG